CCCCUCUGUGGCUUCCCAGCUUCCUCCCCGGCCCCCGCAGUUCCUCUGCUCCCCCAAAUUGCAGUCCGGGGUGGGGGGGGUGGGGGAAGAGCCCUAACACGUUGUCCCGCCCCUGCUCUCCGGUCCCAUUGGCUCCCUCCCCUGCAGCACCUGGAGCCCGCAGUCACCCGAUUGGCCAGCGGCCCCAUCAAUCCUGGCCUGCCUGUGCUGACGUCAUCCUGCAGUAGCGGGGAUGGGGUGGGAGUGAGGGAGAGAGAGAGGACGCGGGGCUCCGAGGGAUCGAGAGGCAGCCGCGGCCGGUGCCCUCUCAGCGCCACACUGGGGUCCUCCCUGGCCUGCCCUAUGAGGUAGUAAGGGCAGCAGGCCCUUUCUGUCACUGCCCGCUGCCCCUCCUCCUUGGGGAGCCCUGCACCUCCCCGAGGUGGAAUCCGAAGGCUCGAGGCUCCCAGGGGACGGCGGAUCCUGGCCUGGCCCUGCCCCCCACGCACCAUGACCCUGCUGCUGCUGCCCCUGAUGCUGGCCUCGCUGUUCCCACCCAGCUGCGGCAACAAAGCUAACAAGCACAAGCCGUGGAUCGAGGCUGAGUACCAGGGCAUUGUCAUGGAGAACGACAACACGGUCCUGCUGAACCCGCCGCUCUUUGCCUUGGACAAGGAUGCCCCCCUGCGCUAUGCAGGCCCUGUGGCUCCAGGCGGCUGCUGCUCAGGGAAGCCGGGUCAAGUGAUUGGAGUUGUGCAUCUGAUCCCUGACGCUUUGGUGCCUGCAAGAGAGGAGAUGGGGGGCGGGGUGGGGGGGGCACCUCCCUCCCACACCUCCCUUCUCCCCUCCUUCCCCUCCUCCAGGGGAGAUCUGUGGCUUCCGGCUCCACGGGUCUGGGGUGCCCUUCGAGGCUGUGAUCCUGGACAAGGCGACUGGAGAGGGGCUGAUCCGGGCCAAGGAGCCGGUGGACUGCGAGGCCCAGAAGGAGCACAGCUUCACCAUCCAGGCCUACGACUGCGGCGAGGGCCCAGAUGGGGUCAACACCAAGAAGUCCCACAAAUUCCAGCUCCUGCUCUUCCCGGGUCAGAGGUGCCUAAUGCUUCCUUGUCCGUCCUCCUGCUCUGGUCACGCAGGGCGACUGUGCAUGUGCGGGUCAACGACGUGAACGAGUUUGCCCCAGUGUUUGUGGAGCGGCUAUACCGCGCUGCUGUGACUGAGGGGAAGCUCUACGAUCGCAUCCUGCGGGUGGAAGCCAUCGAUGGCGACUGCUCCCCCCAGUACAGCCAGAUCUGCUAUUACGAGAUCCUCACUCCCAACACCCCUUUCCUCAUUGACAACGACGGGAACAUUGAGAACACAGAGAAACUGCAGUACAGUGGCGAGAAGCUCUACAAGUUCACGGUGACAGCUUACGACUGUGGGAAGAAGCGGGCGGCAGAUGAUGCCGAGGUGCAGAUCCAGGUGAAGCCCACCUGUAAGCCUAGCUGGCAAGGCUGGAACAAAAGGAUCGAAUAUGCCCCCGGCGCCGGGAGCUUGGCUUUGUUCCCUGGUAUCCGCCUGGAGACUUGCGAUGAGCCGCUCUGGAACAUUCAGGCCACCAUAGAGCUGCAGACCAGCCACGUGGCCAAGGGCUGUGACCGAGAUAACUAUUCAGAGCGGGCCCUGCGGAAGCUCUGCGGUGCGUCCCCUGGGGAGGUGGACCUGCUGCCCAUGCCAGGCCCCAAUGCCAACUGGACAGCGGGACUCUCGGUGCACUACAGCCAGGACAGCAGCCUCAUCUACUGGUUCAAUGGCACCCAGGCGGUGCAGGUGCCCCCGGGAGGCACAGCUGGGCUGGGCACUGGACCCCAGGACAGCCUCAGCGACCACUUUACCCUGUCCUUCUGGAUGAAGCACGGUGCGACUCCCAACAAGAAGGAAGGCAAGAAGGAAGAGGAAACCAUCGUGUGUAACACAGUCCAGAACGAGGAUGGCUUCUCUCACUACUCACUGACUGUCCAUGGCUGCAGAAUUGCCUUCCUCUACUGGCCUCUGCUCGAGAGCGCCCGGCCCGUCAAGUUCCUCUGGAAGCUGGAGCAGGUCUGUGAUGAUGAGUGGCAUCACUAUGCUCUGAAUCUGGAGUUCCCCACGGUCACACUCUACGCUGAUGGCAUCUCCUUCGACCCUGCCCUCAUCCAUGACAACGGCCUCAUCCACCCACCCCGGAGGGAGCCCGUCCUCAUGAUAGGGGCCUGCUGGACUGAGGAGAAGAACAAAGAGAAGGAAAAGGGAGGAGACAACAGUACAGACACCACCCGAGGAGACCCCUUGCCGAUCCACCACUACUUCCAUGGCUACCUGGCUGGUUUCAGCGUGCGCUCAGGUCGCCUGGAGAGCCGCGAGGUCAUCGAGUGCCUCUAUGCAUGCCGGGAGGGGCUGGACUAUAGGGAUUUCGAGAGCCUGGGCAAAGGCAUGAAGGUCCACGUGAACCCCUCACAGUCCCUGCUCACCCUGGAGGGGGAUGAUGUGGAGACCUUCAACCACGCCCUGCAGCAUGUGGCUUACAUGAACAGUCUGCGCUUUGCUACGCCCGGCGUCAGGCCCCUGCGCCUCACCACUGCCGUCAAGUGUUUCAGCGAAGAGUCCUGUGUGUCCAUCCCCGAAGUGGAGGGCUAUGUGGUGGUUCUUCAGCCUGAUGCUCCCCAGAUCCUGCUAAGCGGCACUGCCCAUUUUGCCCGCCCUGCUGUGGACUUUGAGGGACCCGAAGGUGUCCCUCUGUUCCCUGAUCUUCAGAUCACUUGCUCCAUUUCUCACCAAGUGGAGGCCAAAAAGGAUGAAAGUUGGCAGGGGACAGUGACGGACACACGCAUGUCAGAUGAGAUUGUGCACAACCUUGAUGGUUGUGAAGUUUCUCUGGUGGGAGACGACCUGGACCCCGAGAAGGAAAGCCUGCUCCUGGACAUGACAUCCGUGCAGCAGCGAGGGCUGGAGCUCACCAACACAUCUGCCUACCUCACCAUCGCUGGUGUGGAGAGCAUCACCGUGUAUGAGGAGAUCCUGAGGCAGGCUCAUUAUCAGCUGCGACAUGGAGCCGCCCUCUAUGCCAGGAAGUUCCGGCUGUCCUGCUCAGAAAUGAACGGCCGCUAUUCCAGCAAUGAAUUCAUUGUGGAGGUCAACGUGUUGCACAGUGUGAACCGGGUGGCACAUCCCAGUCACGUGCUCAGCUCCCAGCAGUUCCUGCACCGAGGUCACCAGCCCCCUCCCGAGAUGGCUGGGCACAGCCUGGCCAGCUCCCACCGGAACUCCAUGGUCCCCAGUGCCGCAACCCUCAUCAUCGUGGUGUGUGUGGGCUUCCUGGUACUCAUGGUCAUCCUGGGCCUUGUGCGCAUCCAUUCCCUUCACCGCCGGGUCUCAGGGCUCAGUGGGCCCCCGGGGGCCUCCAGUGACCCCAAAGACCCGGACCUCUUCUGGGAUGACUCUGCUCUCACCAUCAUUGUGAACCCGAUGGAGUCCUACCAGAGUCGGCAGGCCUGUGUAGUAGGGGCAGCCGGGAGCCAGCAGGAGGACGAGGACAGCAGCGACUCAGAGGCAGCCAACUCCCCGAGCAGCGAUGAGAGACGCAUCAUUGAGAGCCCCGCACAGCGCUACUGAGGCCAGGCUCCUGCCAGAGAGCAAAAGCAAGCUCUGCCCUGGGGAGACAGACCCGGGGGAGAAGCAGAAGGACGUUCUGAGAGAAGAGACCAAGAGGCAGGCGGCUCUUCGACAGCCGUCCUUCAGUCUGGAAAGCCAGUAGCCCUCCUGGCACCACCCCUGGCCUCCUCCUCCACCCUCCCCUGCCGUGGGGCUGUCCUCCCCUGGCUGCUCCUGUGGCACCCGGGGUGGCUGGGGGACCCUAGUAGCCCUUUCUGUCCCCCACGGCAGAGGCCCCCUUCCUCCCCUGUAUCUGUCUUCCCCACCAGCCCUGCUCUGUACUGGGGAGGAGGUGUCGAGAGCCAUGGCCGGGCAGGGGUGGGGUGGAGGGGCUCUGCGGCCUUCUGCUGUCCUGUCCCGGAGAUUGUCCUCCCUGGCCCCGGCGACUGGGCCUGCCCCGCUGCUCUCCCGAUCUCCUCACCUCCACUUCCAUUUCUCUCUGGGGAUCCCCGCUCCUCCACCUCCCCAAGUCCCCUUCCUUUGUUGUUCUCUUUCCUCUUAUGCCCUGAAGUCCUGGGGUCCCACAGCCCUGCCCCUUCCUCCAUGGCCAGCUUGUGGCUGGCUGGUGGGGCUGGGAAGGGGAGCAGGAGCUCUGGGUGUAUUAUAUAUGAUGUAUAUUUU
This is a messenger RNA of Heterocephalus glaber (naked mole-rat), 4269 nucleotides long. The record is from RefSeq and is a predicted model, not a curated record. NCBI's taxonomy places the organism in Eukaryota, Metazoa, Chordata, Mammalia, Rodentia, Bathyergidae.